AUGCCGACGCCCCCCGGCCACAAACAGCUCGAUGCCAAAGACGCUGGCGAGUCCACCAAGACUGCCGUUUCCGAGAACAUGUUCCAGCGGACGAACAAGCCGGGUGAAGCCCUCGACGACUCCUCGUCCAAUGAGGCCAACUCGCGACGAUACUCGGCCAAGCCUGCCGACAACUCCGGCUCCGACCCGGACAGUCACGAGGAAAUCGGCGUCAACAGGGUCGAGGCCUUCAACAGGCAGCUGUACCAGUCCGGAAAGAGGGGAAAGCUGCUGCUCUGGCUGCUCGCCAUCUCCAUCGGGCUGACCAUGUUUGCCUACGCCCUCGACAUGGGCAUCACCACGGGCAUCUUCAGCACCUUGGCCACGUCCAGCUUUGGCGUCCACAGCGAGCUCGGCGCCGUCAGCACCGCCAGCCAAAUCAUCCGUGCCGUCAGCAAGCCCUUCAUUGGCAAGUUGGCCGACAUCACCUCGCGGCCGACGACCUACAUCGUCAUCCUCGCCUUCUAUGCCGUCGGCUUUGCCGUCGCCGCCAGCGCCCGCGACUUUGCAGCCUACACGGUGGGCAUCUGCUUCACCUCGGUCGGCAAGUCGGGUCUCGAUCUUCUCAGCGACAUCAUCGUCGCCGACUUGACGCCUCUCGAGUGGCGAGGCUUCUUCAGCGCCUGCCUGUCCCUUCCCUUUGUCGUCACGGUGCCCGUCAACGGCUUCAUUGCCGAGGGCUUCGUCGACAACUGGCGAUGGGGCCUGGGCAUGUUCGCCAUCCUCGUUCCCGCUCUCCUCAUCCCCGCCAUCAUGACUCUUUACUCGAUGCAGCGCCGCGGCGAGAAGGCUGGCAUGGUCACCAUGGCCGACUCCAAGGAUGUUCGCACCGGCGCCGCCCGUGCCUCGCCCAAGAGCUUCCGAUAUUGGGCCAGGCUGGCCUACCAGGGCCUCAUCGACAUUGACAUUGUUGGUCUCGUCAUUCUCGGUCUGGCCUUCUCCCUGAUUCUCCUGCCCUUUACCCUGGCCAAGAAGUCUCCAGGCGGCUGGGGCGACUCCAGCAUGAUUGCCAUGUUGGUCACGGGUUUUGUCUGCCUCGUCAUCUUUGUGCUCUUCGAAGUCUUCCUGGCCCCCAAACCCAUCAUGACGAGGCGCAUUCUCCAGAAUCGCGCCUUCGUCGCCGGCGUCGUUAUUCACACCUUUAACCAGAUGGCCUCUUCCGUCCGCAACACCUACUUCUCGUCCUACAUCUUCAUCAUCAAGGAUUGGACAGUCUACCAGUGGACCAUUUUCCUGGGCAUCACCACCAUGGGCCUCUGCUUGGUCGGCCCCGUCGUGGGUCUGGUCCACCGCGUCUCUCACCGCUACAAGACCCUCAUGGUCAUUGGUGCCGCUGCCAAGAUUGUUGGCUACGGCAUCCUCGUUCAGUCCAACGGGAACAUGACUCAGGACACUGCCCGCCUUGUUUCCGCGCAGCUCAUCUUCUGCCUCGCCUCCCUCAACAUCGUCGGUGCCCGGGUUGGUGUCCAAGCCUCCGUUCCCCACGAGGAUGUCGCCACCAUUAUUUCCAUCAUCACCCUGUGGUCCACCCUGGGAUCCAGCAUCGGCAGCGCCGUAGCUUCCGUCGUGUGGACCAACCAGAUGCUUGACCAGAUGCGCGAGGAGCUUCCCGGCGUCCCUGACAAGACUAUCCUCAAGAUUUACGGGAACAUCAAGACGCUUCGCACCAAGUACGGUUUCAUGGACCCCAUUCGCCAGGGUUCCAUCCGUGCCUAUGCCAUUGUCAACGGUCACAUCACCGUUGCUUCCGUCUGCCUGGCCGGUAUCCCUCUCAUUGCCUCCUUCUUCAUGCCCAACUACUACCUCGGCAAGCAGCAGAACGCCGUAAACAACAAGGGUCUGGAUGGCCAGGUCGUUGAUGUGCCGGAUCAGCGUGGGGACAGGGGCGAGUUGACCGCUUCCAAGCCCGAGCCUGUGUCUCUGUGGCAGCGGGUGCUUGCCUUGUACCGCAGCUGA
Molecule: messenger RNA, 1995 nt
Organism: Metarhizium album ARSEF 1941
Lineage: Eukaryota; Fungi; Ascomycota; Sordariomycetes; Hypocreales; Clavicipitaceae
Product: Major facilitator superfamily domain, general substrate transporter
Exons: 1
Coding region: 1-1995 (664 amino acids)
Biological process (GO): transmembrane transport
Molecular function (GO): transmembrane transporter activity
Source: RefSeq, a predicted model, not a curated record